AUGUCAUCAAGACAGAUUAAUAGCUCCAAUAAAAGCAGCGUUCACAACAUUUCAGUGAUUUCAGCACAACAACGGAGGACUGAAGAAUUGAGCUCAUCAAUAGGCCGUUCAAGUAUUGAAGAAAGAAAAGACAGGAUGGCAAAUUUUACUUACAAUCCUGAUAGAGUUAUCGGUAAUGGAAGUUUUGGGAUGGUCUAUCAAGCAACAAUAGCAGAGACUGGUGAAACUGUCGCAAUAAAAAAAGUAUUCCAAGACCGCCGAUACAAAAACAGAGAACUCCAAAUAAUGAAAGAACUGAAACACCCUAAUUUGGUCUCAUGUCGUCAUGCUUUCUACUCUCCCGGCGAAAAAUCAGAUGAGCUCUAUCUAAAUAUCGUAAUGGAAUACAUUCCAGAAACUCUUUACAGAGUUGUGAAACACUACAAUAAAAUGAAGCAGCCUGUUCCUCUUGUAUUAGUAAAACUUUAUAGUUACCAAAUUUUACGAGCUCUUGCUUACAUCCAUAGCUUAGGAGUUUGUCAUAGAGAUAUCAAGCCUCAAAAUUUAUUAGUCGACACUAAUACUCAUACAGUCACAAUUAAGGUGGUAAUGCUAUUCCCUUGAUUAGACUCAAUGAAGGAGAACUUGGGUUCUUUUGGGAGUUUUAAUAAAUAGAGACAUACUGGAUAGUAGAUCAAGAGUAUUCUUUUAAGAUGGAGGCGAGAGAAAUUAUAUUUCCUGUAAAAGGCUUUGGAAAACAGAAGAAGAAGCUAUUUGAGAGUUAUCUUACUAACUAACUCACUAAAUAAAUAAAUAACUCAUACAGUCAAACUUUGUGAUUUUGGGUCAGCUAAAAAACUGGUACAAGGAGAACCAAAUGUGUCAUAUAUUUGUUCGAGAUACUAUAGGGCCCCAGAGCUUAUUUUUGGGGCAACGGAUUAUACUGGAGCAAUUGAUGUAUGAAGUGCUGGAUGCGUCAUUGCGGAAUUGCUGUUGGGACAGCCUAUAUUUCCAGGGGAAAGUGGGGUGGAUCAGCUUGUGCAGAUAAUAAAAGUGCUUGGCACUCCGACAAAGGAGCAAAUUGAGGAUAUGAAUUCGAAUUAUACAGAAUUUAGGUUUCCUCAGAUUAGAAAACAGCCAUGAAACAGGGUUUUCAGAUCAAGAACUCCGCCAGAAGCAGUUGAUUUUAUUGGAAGUUUGCUGGUUUAUUCUCCAAGUUCGAGACCAAAGCCAUUGGAAGCACUUUUGCAUCCUUUUUUUGAUGAGUUGAGGGACCAAAAUACUACACUUCCUAACGGCGAUAGACUUCCUGAUUUAUUUGGAUGAACAGAAGAAGAAUUAGGGUCAACCACACCAGAAAUCAUUCGUAGGCUGACUCCAAAUUGAUACUCUGAUUCCCAAGAAUAA
Blepharisma stoltei is the source of this 1386-nucleotide messenger RNA. Lineage: Eukaryota; Ciliophora; Heterotrichea; Heterotrichida; Blepharismidae. The record is from the annotation of a GenBank genome assembly.